Molecule: messenger RNA, 7230 nt
Organism: Episyrphus balteatus (marmalade hoverfly)
Lineage: Eukaryota; Metazoa; Arthropoda; Insecta; Diptera; Syrphidae
Product: otoferlin-like
Exons: 28
Coding region: 677-6937 (2086 amino acids)
Biological process (GO): plasma membrane organization
Cellular component (GO): membrane
Source: RefSeq, a predicted model, not a curated record
UUUCAUCCUGUAAAGUAUUCCUUUCAAAGCAAAAGGACCAGUCGUCAGUUAAGAGGAUAAUCUGUUUAAUCUUGUAUAAGAAGUAGAUUUGUGUUAAAUAUCUCUGUGUGUGUGUUUGUGUCUGUACCCCAUCUCUCUCCCAUCAAAAAAGUGUUGUUUGAAAAACCCUAGUGUUUGAUCCUGGCUGCCUGCUGCUUUUGAUAACUGGUGCGAAAGUGGUUUUUACAGUAUUUAUUUUGUUUGAGUUUUUUUUUUUUGUUUUCAUUUAUUUUCUGUAAAAUUACCCAAAAAAAUGAAAAGCUCGUUAGCGAUGUGAAAUUGUGAAAUGUGCUUUGAAUUAAUGAGCGCUAAGUUGUUUCCACCCAUCAUCAUGCAACAUAAGUUAAAAGAAAAUUAAUGAUUUAAAACCAACCACAACAACAAAAAUAACACAAAAAUUUAAGUGAAAAAGGAUAUCCACAUUAUUUGAUUCACCAGAAAAAGGAUUAUACUAACCAGAACCACGUAACAUUGUGGCGCUGAUGGAAAAAGGAUAAAAAGGAAACAAUUACUGCUUCUAUAAUCUUUAACUGCUAAUAAGGAUGUAGCAUCACGUCAAACUAUUAAUGAAUACCCUAGACAAAAAGGGAGAAGGUCUUUUUUCUUUGUACAUCGGAUAGUGUAAAUAUAAAAAAAAAUGUCUCUGACAGUAAAAAUUGUGCAGUUUCAUCUGCCAAAAACCAAAUCUAAUCUAAUAGGACGUGUGGAAUUUCGAGGCGUUGCUCAUAUAACAUCGGAGCUAAAUGCAAAUUCACCUAGUAUUGACGUAAAUCAGUCAUUCAUAUGGCCCCUCGCCCGACCAGCCACAGCCGAGGAAACCCUCACUGUGGAACUAAGAACGCAAACCACAAAAAUAUUACUAAAAACUGCUCUAGGCUCAACAAGUUCAAGUCGACAAGGAAGCAGCGGAACGAUAAGCAGUAGCAGUAAAUGUAUUGGGCAAUAUGUGAUUUUGAUGCAAGGACUCAUUGAGACUGGAUUCAUAAGUGUUGAAGACCAGCUGGUGGAUUUUAGCACAAACAGACCAAUCGAGGCAAUUGUUGUAUUCGAAGCCAAAUACAUAUCGCCAGAUGAUGCUGCUGGUAAUUUCGAACCAACGAACCUGGUUCGACCGAUACAGGAGCAGCACAACAUUAGCUGCAGCAGUAAAAGUCUCGAGGAUGAUCAACAGAUGCUUCUCGACAUUGAACAGAACAUAGCGAAUUUGGAGCGUAGUCUCCAUCGAGAACACAGUGAUUCCUUUAUCAGUCGAAAGCGUCACUUGUUGCGUCGCGUUAUGUCCUCCGGCCAAGGCGUUGGCAGUUCGCAUUCGGCGGUCUCGAGCAGUCAUCAUAAGUCAGAAUUGAAAUUUGACAAAUUCGGUAAAUCACCUACCGGGACACGGGGAACGGUUGCCAGUGCACCAGGAACUCCACAAGCCAAGGAAAAGAAGAUGUCCUUGCGAACUGUGAGGAAUGUCCUGCGUUUGGGAAAACAUCGACCACCUCCACAAUCAAGGGAUAGCAGUACCGAAGAUGAGGGCAGAUCACCUUUGAUAAUGGAUACCGAUCAAACACAGAACACUUUCUCAGCAACCGAAGGCGAAGAAGAUCAACAAAAUGGUGGUCAUGAAAGUGGUCUCUCAAAUGCAUCUAGUGAAGUGGAAGAUAUUGCCAAUUUUGAUCAAGGAAAAAUGAUUAAAGCAAUGACACGCACAGCAGAUCAUCUAAAGUCCCAAGACUUUCAAGUUUGCAUAACAAUCAUCGAAGCCCGCCAACUACCAGGUCUAAAUAUGGAUCCAGUAGUGUGCAUUCAAGUGGGAGACCAAAAAAAGUACACCAGUGUUAAAGAGAGCACCAAUUGUCCUUAUUUCAAUGAGUAUUUUGUAUUUGAUUUCCACAUGCCACCGGUAAUGUUAUUUGAUAAGAUUAUAACCCUGUCGGUUAUCCAUUCGAGGAAAUUCUUGCGUUCCGGAACAGUUGUUGGUAAUUUUCGGAUUGAUCUCAAGACCGUCUAUGAUGCAAAUGAUCAUCAAUUCUACCACAAAUGGGCAUUACUCUCAGAUCCGGAUGAUUUCUACAGUGGUCCAAAAGGUUAUUUAAAAUGUGAUAUUGGAAUAAUAGGUAAAGGUGAUACAGUUAAGGUGCCUCAAAAAUCCGAAAAGGAUCCCGAUGAUAUUGAAGCAAAUCUCCUUCUACCAGAUGGAGUACCUAUCGAAAGACAACGAGCUAAAUUUAUAGUAAAAAUUUAUCGUGCCGAUGGACUGCCAAGAAUGAAUUCAUCAAUAAUGGCAAAUGUUAAAAAAGCUCUUACGGGCGAGUCUAAAGACUUGGUUAGUCCUUAUGUUCAGGUUUCGUUUGCUGGAUUGAUGGGUAAAACAACAGUUAAAAAGAACGCUUAUGCCCCCGUUUGGAAUGAGCAAUUGGUCUUCACAGAAAUGUUUCCACCUUUAUGUCAGCGAAUUAAGAUUCAACUUCGUGAUGCAGAUCCUAUGAAGCCUUCAAUCAUUGGCACUCACUAUAUUGACCUUAAGCAAAUAUCAAACGAUGGAGAAAAAGGAUUUCUUCCAACAUUUGGACCCUCUUUCAUUCAUCUUUAUGGCUCCACAAGAGAUUACACUCUUUUAGAUCAGCAUUCAAAUCUUAAUACAGGUCUUGGUGAAGGUGUAAGCUAUCGAGCUAGACUUCUUAUUGCUAUUCGAACAGAAAUUACCGACAAUAUUGAACCUACCACAGAGAAAAAUGUUGAACUUGAGCCAAGUUAUCCAAUAUCAGAAUCAUCAUAUUCGAAAUGUGAAGAAUUCUUUCUAUUUGGAACUAUUUUAGAAGCUUCAAUGAUUGAUAAAAAGGUUAGUGAUCGAACGGUUUUCUUUGAACUGAGUAUGGGAAAUGCUGGUAAUUCAUUGGAUGGACACAAUGAAAGUUUUACUACAACCGAUGAUGAAGAUGGUACAUUGGAAACAGUAGAUAGUACGUCGUAUAGUAGUACGACAAAUGCUUGUAAGCCUACAAGUCACAAUAAAACACAUUAUUAUUUGCCUUAUUGGGAUUACAAACCGUGUAUGGAUGUGAGAUGUGCUUUGCCGGAUUUGAGAAGACGCAUGUAUAAUAGUAAUAUGUUAUCGAAAAUGGCUGAUAAAAUGGAAGAUAGUCUUAAUGAAACCCAUAGACUUAUUGAAGAUGAAGACCCUAAAUCAGAUGUGCGACUUAGAACGACGCUAGAAGAAUUGGCUGCAUCAUGUGUUCGAUAUUUGACAAUUACGAAAACUAAUCUUGCAGGGCCCGGAAGUGGAAAUACUAAAUUGGACAAAGAACGAAUGAAACUCUGUCAGCGGGAAAUUGAAUCCCUUGGAAACAUGGCACGUAACUUGCGUGCAUUAGUGACCCGUAGUUCACUUCAGGAACGCUUCAAAACGGCAAAAACUUAUUUACAAAAAUUAAAGUUUUUGAUUGAUGAUCCACAACAUUCCCUGCCAGAUAUAUUCGUAUGGAUGAUUGCGAAUGGUAAACGUAUAGCCUAUCAUAGAGUAUCCGCAAGAGAUUUAAUCUAUUCGGAAACAGAAGAAGAAUGCGGUGUGCAUUGUGGCAAAGUUCAAACAUUAUUCCUGAGGCUUCCCUGGAAACAGGCUGCCGGUUCUGCUAGUUGGUAUCUCCAAGCAAAGUUAUCGAUUUUUCUUUGGUUAGGAAUAGUUAAUCACAAGGAGCAUUUCUUCGAAGGUCUACCACAUGGAUAUGAUCUUUCUCAUGAAUUGAGAAAUGCCGACCGACCAAGAGCUAUGGCUCCAAAUCAUAUUCAUUAUUUGGAAAAGCAUACUUUUCAACUUCGAGCUCAUAUCUAUCAAGCCCGUUCAUUGAUUGGCUCCGAUGCGUCAGGCUUAAGUGAUCCCUAUGCAAUAGUGUACAUUACGGAAUUUACAAAAACCACUCAAGUCAUCGAAGAAACUUUAAGUCCUACUUGGGAUGAGUUAUUGGUGUUUGAAGAGGUACUUGUUUAUGGAGCUCAAGAUGAAAUCAAAAAAGAUCCCCCCACAAUAAUCAUCGAGAUUUAUGAUCAAGACAAAGUGGGAAAGUCCGAGUUUAUUGGUCGAGCUAUUGCAAAGCCUCGUGUAAAGCUGAAAGAUACUGUCUAUACUACUCCGACACUUGAAUGGUUCGAUAUUGUUCGAGGGCCUGAUGAAGCUGGUGAGUUAUUGGCAGCCUUUGAAAUGCUUGAAAUCGGUUCGAAUGACAUGCCAAGAAUGACAGAGCCCAAAAUUAGUCAAAUAGAACCAAAGAAAGAAAGAAUGUCAGCUCCAACUCCGGGAACAAUAUUCCCAGUGCCGAAAGAAGUGAGACCUCAUUUGGCUAAAUUCAAAUUGGAGGUACUUUUUUGGGGUCUUCGUGAUCUUAAAAGGGUCCACUUUAUGUCUGUCGAUAAGCCCCGCAUAGAUGUUGAAUGUUCUGGAAAGAUUCUUAGCUCAAAUAUCAUUCAAAAUGCUAAAAAAAAUCCCAACUUCCCCAGCAUGUUGAAAUCCAUCGAAUUGGAAUUACCUCUGGAAGAAACCUAUGCCCCACCAAUAACCAUUCGUUGUGUAGACUGUCGAUCUUUUGGCAGAUAUACCCUCGUCGGAACCCACCAAAUCACAUCGAUACAUAGAUAUAUGUAUAAGCCACCACCUAAGGAAGAUUUUACAAAAUACAAGACAAUCGGUGGACAUAUAAUUUUGCCAUCACCAAGUCAAGAUAGGAAUGAGAGUGAAAUGCCAAGGAUUACAGCAAAUGGGCCAAGGGAUUUGUACUUGCCGAAGAAUUCAUCGUGUGAGAAUUUGACACUUUAUGGAGCUGCUUGUGUGACGAAAAUGGUCAAAAAACAACAUCCAAAACGUAAGUCUACAUCCAUUGAUCCCAUUCAAGAAUACGAUACUGAUGAUGAGAAUAAUAAGGAUUGGUGGACAAAGUACUUUUGGUCUUAUGAAAAGCUUAUUGAUUCAAACAAGGAGCUGGCAAAACCAGCUCUAAUACAAGCUAAGGAAGAUAAACAACCAAAAUUGAAUGUAAAGAGUUCUAAGAUUGUUAAUAAAUUAAGUCCGAAACGAGCUAGAAAGGAACCUAAAGGAACACCGAUAGUAACUAAUGAAACUGCAGUUUGUAAGCCGCCAUCAUCUAGCAUACAUUCGACCACAGAUAGCAAUUUUGCGAUCUUCCCCAACGAAUUGGAAGCUCAACCCGAAUUUAAUUACUUCCGUGAAUGGCUACAUGCAUUUCCACUUUUACGUGGCAAAAAAACUGGCGACUCAAUGGAAGAUGAAAAUCGAACUGUUGGUUUUUUCAAAGGAGCCAUCAAAGUAUACAAAUUACCCCUACCAAAAGGAAUGGAACUACCAACUGCAUCUUCCCUGCCCGCUAAUGAUCCGAUGCAUGUUUUAGUACGAGUUUAUAUUAUAAAAGCAACUGAUUUACAUCCAAUGGAUUUGAAUGGCAAAGCUGAUCCUUAUGUUGUUUUACAUUUGGGUGGAAAAAGAAUUUCCGAUAAAGAAAAUUACGUCAGUAAACAAUUGAAUCCGAUUUUUGGAAAAUGUUUCGAGGUUGAGGCAACAUUUCCACAAGAUUCCAUGUUGACUGUGCAAAUAUUUGAUUGGGAUUUAGUUGGUUCUGAUGAUCUGAUUGGAGAGACACGAAUCGAUUUGGAAAAUCGAUUCUAUAGUAAACAUCGGGCAACUUGCGGACUUUCAAUGAAAUAUGAAGAUACUGGCUACAAUCGAUGGAGAGAUCCCAUGAAACCAACACAAAUUCUCUCCAAACUUUGCAAAGAAAAUAAGUUAGACUCACCACAUUAUUUCCAAGAUCGAGUAGCGAUUGGGAAGUAUUGUAUGACAUUCUCCGAGGAAGAAGUUAUUGCUUGGAACGGACCCACAACUUGCAAAAAUCGUGACGAACAUUUAGCUCUUGCUGUGCUCCAUCGAUGGAGUGAAAUUCCGAAAAUUGGAUGCAAAAUCGUUCCGGAACACAUCGAAUCUCGACCUCUGUUCAAUGUGGAUAAACCGGGCAUUGAACAAGGUAAGCUGGAAAUGUGGGUUGAUAUGUUCCCCAUGGAUAUGCCCCUUCCAGGACCUUCGGUGGACAUUUCUCCAAGAAAACCGAAAGCCUACGAAUUGAGAGUUGUCAUUUGGAAUACUGACGAUGUGGUCCUGGAGGAUGAUGCAUUCUUCACGGGUGAAAAGAUGUCAGAUAUUUAUGUCAAAGGAUGGCUUAAAGGCCCCCAGGAUAUUCAGGCAACUGAUAUCCACUAUCGAUCUCUUACGGGUGAGGGAAACUUCAAUUGGCGUUUUAUCUAUCCCUUCGAAUAUUUAGCAGCUGAAGAAAGAAUAGUCUUGUCUAGAAGAGAAUCUCUGUUUAGCUGGGACGAAACAGAGGUAAAGAUCCCAGCUCGUCUUGAAUUGCAAGUCUGGGAUGCUGAUCACUUUUCUGCUGAUGAUUUCUUGGGAGCUAUUUCCUUCAAUCUUACCCGUUUCCCUCGAGGAGCUAAGUCCUCGAAACUUUGCACCCUGGAUAUGCUAAAGACAGAUAAUGUUCCCACAAUCAAUAUAUUCAAACAGAAGCGGGUUCGAGGCUGGUGGCCUUUCUUCAUCAAGAAACAAAAUGACGAAAUGGAAUUGACUGGAAAAGUCGAGGCUGAAUUCCAUUUGCUUAGCAAGGAAGAAGCUGAACAGAAUCCAGCUGGAUUUGGACGUAAUGAGCCGGAUCCAUUAGAGAAACCAAACCGCCCAGAUGCAUCAUUUAUGUGGUUCUUGAAUCCAUUAAAAUCGAUUCGUUACAUAGUUUGGCACAAUUACAAAUGGGCUAUACUCAAGGCUCUAAUAAUUGCCGGUUUAGCAUUAAUGUUACUUUUAUUCUUUUACUCCGUACCUGGAUAUACAGUUAAGCGAUUACUUGGCGCCUAAAAGAAUACUACAUAAUCUUUAUGUGAGAAAAAAUUGUUAUGUAUCACUUUAUACAAUCAAAAAAUGUUGUUGUUAAAUAUAAAUAAUAUAAAAAUAUACAAAAAAAAAAUAAAUUUAUUUACUUCUACCUCUUCUAUAAUAAAAUUAUUAAACUUAUGUACAAACUAUAGAGAAAAAAAAAAACAUUUAAAUAGUCUUUCCUUUGUCAUAAAUAAAAACAAGGAAAGAAAAUUGUUCUAUUUUUCGACUUGAACUAAAUCAAUCUACAUUAUUUAUUGAAUAGUAUAUAAAUA